Papilio machaon (common yellow swallowtail) is the source of this 1293-nucleotide messenger RNA. RefSeq lists its product as uncharacterized. The coding region runs from base 211 to 1236 and encodes 341 amino acids. Lineage: Eukaryota; Metazoa; Arthropoda; Insecta; Lepidoptera; Papilionidae. The record is from RefSeq and is a predicted model, not a curated record. The transcript is spliced from 4 exons.
AAGUAUAUUGUUGGUAAUAUAACUGAGGAUGAAAUUGUCUAUUUGUUGCCUAACAUUCUUCUAAUCGACAAGGAAUCAAGAGAAUUCUAUAAACAACAUGAAAGAGACAAAUACAAAUCUAAAAGUUGUUCGCAUAGAAAUGACUCUAAUUUUAUCGGAACUGACGAUCCUGAGUGCAGUAAAGACAUUGCUGUUUAUCUCAAAGCAAACAUGCACAAAAAUGGUUCAAUGUACACAAAAUAUUAUCACAAACCUAACAACAUUCCUAAAUCAAAUCUGGGUGAAUACAGACUCGGUGAAAUUGAUAAUGAAAUUGAAACUACUUAUAGUACAAGACAGACGACAACGAUUCCUUUAAUAAUCGAUCUGAUUAAAUCAUUUAAAAAUCAGAAAAGGUUAAAAACAACGGUAAAAUAUAUCAACGAGUACCCAUCAGAGACUCCAACAGAUGAAAUUACAGACGAAUCUUCUACUGAAGAAAUUAAGCAACACAACAACGAAGAGAAAAAACAUAUGAUUGAUGUACUGACACUUCUUACUUUGUUAGAUAAUUUGACUAAAGAAUACACAGCACAGACUAUGCGAAGAUCGUGGUCCAACAAAACAGCGCCAACAGCGCCCCUCUGUCCGUAUACGAUCAGUUUCGGCACUUCCCCGAGAUAUAAAUAUCAAUAUCCAUACUUUGAACGAAACCGCACUGGUGAUCUAGUCAAUAUGUGUUAUGUAUGCGGACUGGAACAGGCCCGAAUCCCCGUAAGCUCGCUUUGUGAAAACGCCUUCGAUCAAGAUGACUGGACAUAUAAGAAGUAUUCCUACAAAUUCAUAAAAUAUUGCCGCUACGAUCAGUAUACUAACAAUUACUGCGUCCACACUCAAGACAAGCGAUCGAUCUGGGGUCGAUGGACGGGAGGCUGCUCUAUGCGUAGGAUAGACAUCAGCGGCGUGUACACUCAGAGGACGUGCAGGAACCGGGAGUGGCCAACCAGGGGACAUCACUUCGCCAGCCACAGAAUGGCCAGGCUCGAGUUUGUACUCAACGGAGUCAAAGAUGGUUGUACUGUCAGUCCAGGCGCGUCUCUUGUGCCUCUUUCAAGAGGCAUCUCUCUGUACGCUCGCUUCAUUGCCUGCGUAUGCAAAGAGUCACUAUGUAAUGCUGGCCUCUCCUAUAUGUUGCUAUCAUAUGUACGGAUAUUUGCUCAUAGCUUGACUCCUAUGAUACUUUUAGCUGCCACGUAGUAAUAUCACAGAAGGUUAUAGGGAAUAAGUAAUAUACUAUAAAUACAGUGAUUACAA